AUGAGUCAAAUUCGAAAUGAAAUUUUAUAUACUUAUUCAAAUAAAGAAAUUGAAGAUAAUGAAUUAUAUUAUAUAGAUAAUGAAUCAGAUAUACAAGUUAGUGAUAAUGAAGAUGAAAUUAAUUUUAGAAAUAAUAUUAAUAAUAAUAAUAAAGUUAAUAUAGAAAAUAAAACUAAUAAUGACAAAGGUCAAAAUUUUGAAGAACAAAGAUAA
Diversispora eburnea is the source of this 213-nucleotide messenger RNA. Lineage: Eukaryota; Fungi; Glomeromycota; Glomeromycetes; Diversisporales; Diversisporaceae. The record is from the annotation of a GenBank genome assembly.